GCAGCUACCGCGUCGCGUGGCCUGUGGCAGCAGAUGACUGUGCUGUUCUGACGGGAGGUGGGAGCUUCCAUCUGACGUCGCUUCGGCCACAGCUGGCGUUGGAACACGAGCACUGACGCGUAGCGAGGCCUCGUCCGUUCCCGGCCGCCGGCGGAAUGCUGCUCGCAGCCACGGUCUUAGUGCUGACCUUUGAGGCCAGUGGCGGACAAGACCGGCCCGACUACUCAGACAUAUGGGGGCCGUAUUGUGAAAAUAGGUCCAGCUUAAGGCACUUGCAGUGCUGUCUGGAGAGGCAGGACGAGUGCAGUGUGCCCAUUCUCGGCACGCUCUGCUACUGUGACCAGUUCUGCGACCGCUCGCUCAGCGGCGACUGCUGUCCGGACUACUUCACCUUCUGUCUCGGAGAACCCAACCCGUACAUCAGCAACGCCACCUGUCUGCACCAGGGCCAAGAUAUUAGUUAUAACGAAACAGUAAAGGAUAACUGCAACACAUGCACGUGCACGGGUGCAGCCAGCAGUCCGGAGCUGCGCUGCGAGACGCACGUCUGCCUGGUGGAGCCGGAGCUGAUCGAGCGCACCAACGAGGCACAGCUCGGCUGGUCGGCCGCCAACUACAGCCACUUCUGGGGCAGGACACUGGCAGACGGAGCGCGCCUGCUGCUGGGCACUGAUCACCCGGGGGUGCUGGUGAACCGGACGUACCCAAUAGUGAAGGUCUUCGACCGGGCCUCGCUGCCGGGCUGGUGCGGCGCCUCCUGGGCUGUGGUCACCGCCUCGGCGGCCGCCGACCGCAUCUCGAUCCAGGCCGGCCUGGGUCGAAUUGACCUCAGCGCCCAGAACAUCAUCGACUGCGCACCGGAGACCGGCCGCGGCUGCCGCGGUGGCGCCCUCGAUGUCGCCUGGAACUACCUCAGGGAGAAACGGGUGAGCUCCAGCGCGUGCUACCCAUACCGGUCGGGCGCGGAUGGCGCGCCGGGCCUCUGCCUGGCGCCGGCCGGCGGCGGCCGGCUGUGCCAGGACGGCAGCCGCGUCAGCGACCAGCAGCUGCACGGCACCCAGCCCACGUACCGCAUCGCCAGCGACGAGGCCGACAUCCGACACGAAAUCUUCACCAACGGGCCGGUCCAGGCCAUCCUUCGCGUGCAGCCGGACCUGUUCCUGUACAAGUCGGGUGUGUACAGCACCAGCCCGGAGCCGACCGAUGAGGCGGCUUACCACUCGGUCCGCAUUCUCGGAUGGGGCGAGCAGCGCGGCCCAGCCGGCGACACGGUUCCAUUCUGGCUGGUGGCCAACUCGUGGGGCAGCAGCUGGGGCGAGCAGGGCCUGUUCCGCAUCCGACGCGGCACUAACGAAGCCGACAUCGAGACGUUCGUGGUCGCCGCCUGGGCGCAGACGGACCCGCCCUCGCAGCAGAAAGGGGGCGCGGCUGCCGCCGGCAGCUCCCGCUCAGCGCAGGAACUGUGACCGCGCCCGCUGACCUAUGCUGCAGCUGCCGAUGCUGCCGCUGGUGCGCCACGCCACGCCACGCCACGCCACGCCGUGGCCCAGCUGCGCGGGCGGGUACGGCUUGAUGUGAAACCGCAAACCAGCGACCAGUCACGAUGCGUCACGCGUCACGUCAGGCGUCAUGUGAGAAUGCGCGUGUGAGGAUACGAAAGGCAAACGAAAACUCAAAAUGUGAUGUGCUGAAAUGUAAAAUUAACGCGUGCUGACAGGCUCCGAACUUGGACACGUGCUUCGGGAGCGAGGGGUCGUGCUCCACCGUUGCGUUGGUGGGCGCGACAGCACCGAAAUUGGGUUGCGGUCAAAAGCAAGUGAUGCUUUUGCGCCCUGACUACAUCCUGCUCGUUGCCAUGGUGAGGACGGGAGCGUGUCGGCUGUGUAGAUGUCGAACGCAACGGACUGCGGACCAGAUAACAUACGUUCGCAAAUUGGAGGAUGGCUGGGGCGACUACCCUUUACUUUUUAGCGCGAUGCAGAGACAUGCAGUAAGACAUGGAUUAAAAAGGACCGCUCGCGCCCCAGCUCGGCGGCAACACCGGUGUCUCCGGUCAGCACGAAGCCGGGCUCAGUUCUGUCGGCUCAUGUCCUGCCACGUGAUGAGUCACACGGGACCGGUGGCAUUCGAAAUCGGACACGGCGGGCCGGCGGGUCGCGUUGCCUGUGUGACUGCCUGUAAUACGUGGUGUUAUGCUGGCCGCGCCAUCCCACGUGGGCGCUUUGAGACCCUGACUGGAUGUGCGCUGCGGUUGUGAACGGGUUUAAUGUUGUGACGCAGGCCAGGAGAUUUCACUGCCAACGCUUUCUGUCAAGCGUUCUCUGCGCCUGAGCGGCCGUUACACGCACACGCGGCUCCUCAUGCAACUGUGAUAGGCAUGAACGCGUUGAAUCACACGAACUGCGUACCACUGAACCAUGUGCCGCACUCCGGCACGCCCCCGACGGUCGGCGUGAUCGGGUUACAUUCGGGGCGGACCUGACAGCGCGGGACACCCCGGCGCCCCUCGACAGCCGCCAUGCGCCAGCACGGCGCUCGCGCCGGGCCGCGGCGGUUCCUGGACUGCCGCUGUAUGGAACCGGACCUGCGUCGUCACCGAGGAGUGCGGCGUGCGCCGGUGCGUGCCGAGAGCAGGGCGGAGUGGGCGCGGCUGACCUGCCAGAGUGAGCGACAUCGUAUUUGACUGCGUGCUUUGAUGUCCUGGCACCUUGUAUAUGAAACAUGGUGUGCUAGGUCAUAUUAAGGGACUGAACGCAAUAUAC
Pollicipes pollicipes is the source of this 2762-nucleotide messenger RNA. Its product is annotated as tubulointerstitial nephritis antigen-like. Lineage: Eukaryota; Metazoa; Arthropoda; Thecostraca; Pollicipedomorpha; Pollicipedidae. The record is from RefSeq and is a predicted model, not a curated record. Gene Ontology annotation, biological process: proteolysis. Gene Ontology annotation, molecular function: cysteine-type peptidase activity. Bases 156 to 1466 code for a protein of 436 amino acids. The transcript has 10 exons.